AUGUAUGAUUUGCACCUGUCGAACAAAUUCUCUAUUUCUGAAUACGGAUUGAUGUCCACCAAGAAAGGGGAGAAGGUACUUCUUGAUCCAUCUGUUUUAGUGACAGAAUUCUUUAAUUAUAAGUUUGCUUUUGAAAAUCUUUUGAUGUAUGUCAAGAGACCAUACACUUUGCCCUAUGACAUGAUCAGUCCAGUUUCGUAUAUUCUCUCCCACAAGAAACAAGAUGGAUAUUUAUUUUACGAACAAUACCUUGCCCACAAUCUUUCUGAAUCAAUUGCAUACAGCCUAUUUCCUUUUGUAAAACUCACUCCAAGAACCUAUCUAGAUAUUGGUAGCAAGAAAUUUGAACAAGAGGCCAUUCUCUGCAGCAAAGUUUACAAAGGAAAGAUUGGUGAUAAUAAUGUGGUAAAGAAGGUAUUCAGUGAUGUUAAAAUUGGAGAACACGAAUAUGAAAUCCUUCAAAAACUGAACUCGCAUCAUGGAACAGUUGAUCUUGUACACAAGGAGCAAACAUCUGAAUCUUUUCAUUUGUAUUUGAAAUUAAUGGAUUUCUCAUUGGAAAAUUGUCGAAUUACUGAAUUUGGAAAUAAUAGUUUUGGUAAAUUAUAUCAACUGCUGAUGGUAUUUGUAAAGUGUGCCAAUACUUUGAAUUAUAUGCACAAGGAGAAAAUCAUCCAUUACGAUAUCAAACCUUCCAAUAUCUUAAUAGACAUGGUUGAUGUGAAUGGAUUGCAGCUUGUUGGUGAUGUAAAAAUUGCUGAUUUUAACGUUUCAGAACAAGUUGAUAAUUAUCAAUCAACAACAGCAACUGCUUCAGGAACAUCCCAUUAUAUG
Naegleria gruberi is the source of this 834-nucleotide messenger RNA. RefSeq lists its product as uncharacterized. Gene Ontology annotation, molecular function: protein serine/threonine kinase activity; RNA endonuclease activity; ATP binding. NCBI's taxonomy places the organism in Eukaryota, Heterolobosea, Eutetramitea, Acrasida, Naegleriidae. Gene Ontology annotation, cellular component: IRE1-TRAF2-ASK1 complex. The record is from RefSeq and is a predicted model, not a curated record. Gene Ontology annotation, biological process: intrinsic apoptotic signaling pathway in response to endoplasmic reticulum stress; IRE1-mediated unfolded protein response; protein phosphorylation. The annotation marks the transcript as partial. The transcript has a single exon.